Medicago truncatula (barrel medic) is the source of this 678-nucleotide messenger RNA. RefSeq lists its product as uncharacterized. The transcript has a single exon. Lineage: Eukaryota; Viridiplantae; Streptophyta; Magnoliopsida; Fabales; Fabaceae. The record is from RefSeq and is a predicted model, not a curated record. Bases 1 to 678 code for a protein of 225 amino acids.
AUGGUAGAGGAGUGUAGGAUUUUACUUGACAAUGUUGUUGUGCAGCCUAAUGUUUCUGACAGGUGGCAGUGGGAUCCAGACAUCCAUGAUGGAUACACAGUGAGAGGUGCAUAUCAUGCUCUGACAUCUACGGGCACUCACACUAUUGAUGCAUCAGAAAAUCUUGUAUGGGUUAAGCAGGUUCCAUUGAAGGUUUCCAUUGUUGCUUGGAGAUUACUGAAAGACAGACUUCCAACGAAACUCAACCUCCAAAGGCACGAUAUUCUUCAGGCCGCAGACACUUUGUGCGUUUUGGGUUGCGGCAACAACGAGUCUACGUCACAUUUGUUCCUUCAUUGCGCUGUUUUUGGCUCGUUAUGGCAGCAUAUUAGGUCUUGGAUUGGCGUGUGUGGAACAAAUACUCAAAAUAUUAGUGACCAUUUUCACCAAUUUAUUCAUUAUACAAGUCAUUCAAAGGCGCGACGAUCAUUCCUUCAACUACUCUGGCUCCUUUGUGUUUGGCUAGUGUGGAAUGAAAGAAACAACAGAUUGUUCAAUAACAUUGAAACACCUAUUGAUAAGCUCUUAGGAAAAGUGAAAUAUCAUUCUUUGUGGUGGUUAAAGUCCAAUAAAACCACUUUUGUGUACGGUCCUCAGAAUUGUUGGUCGAACCCUUUAUCUUGUCUAGGUAUCGACUGA